Messenger RNA from Coccomyxa subellipsoidea C-169, 861 nucleotides. RefSeq names its product DUF647-domain-containing protein. Lineage: Eukaryota; Viridiplantae; Chlorophyta; Trebouxiophyceae; Coccomyxaceae. The transcript is spliced from 8 exons. Bases 1 to 861 code for a protein of 286 amino acids. The record is from RefSeq and is a predicted model, not a curated record.
AUGGGAACUAGGAUAGUUGGUGAAGAGUACGAUGGAAAUCGUCUAGUGCGAUCUUGGGUUUUAGAUCAGAAAGCGGGGGCUGUAGAAUCCCUCGGAGUGGACGCAUCAAACGAGUCCUCCGUUCUUUUGUGGUUAAAGAAAGGCUUUCUGCCGGAUGGAUAUCCCGAUGCUGUCACUUCGGACUAUGUUGGUUUCCAGAUCUGGGACUCGAUACAGGCGCUGUGCUCAUAUGUGAGAGGCAUGAUAUGCAGCAAUGCAAUUCUGACUGGGAUUGGCGUUGGUAAACAGGCAACCAGCCCCCUUGUUGCAGUGUUCCAGUUCUUUGUGCGCGAUCUUGCUGGAAUGUGUGGUGGUGUCCUUUUUGCCUUCACCCAAGGCUCGCAGCUUGAUGCCUAUGCCAAACAGUGGAGGCUGUUUGCAGACAUCUUCAACAACGUAGGAUACGCGUUGGACCUGGCAAGCCCACUCUUUCCCGACCAAUUCCUUCUCCUCGCAUGUCUGGGAUCCCUUGCUCGAGCAGUCACAGGUGUUGCUGGUGGUGCCACAAGAGCAGCUCUCACUCAGCACUUUUCCAGAGCAGACAAUGCCGGUGACAUUUCUGCCAAAGAAGGUUCACAGGAAACUGCGACAACACUGAUUGGAAUGAUCCUUGGAAUGGCAUUUCUGCAGGCUGCGUCAGACUCUCCUGUGGCAGUGUGGGCUGUCUUUCUUCUCCUCACAUUCCUGCACAUCUAUGCAAACGUCAGGGCGGUGCGCGCCUUGCAGCUUACAUCGCUCAAUUGCUCACGAUUGGACAUUCUGUUGAAGCACUCCUCAGCCAGCAAGGUGACUCCUGACCCAUCUCCACAGAUUUGCUUCUGA